CUAUAAAUACUCCAAACAACCACACAAAGAUCUAAAUCAUCUAAACAAUAUCAUCUUAGUUUCAAAUUGCAAAUAAUAUAAUAAGCAAGCUACACAUUGUGUCAAGAAAUUGAAAUGGCGGAGAACAAUGUGGUUUUGUUGGAUUUUUGGCCAAGCUCAUAUGGAAUGAGAGUGAAAAUUGCCUUGGGAGAGAAGGGAAUCUCAUAUGAGUGUAAACAAGAAGAUUUUCAAGCUAAAAGCUCUCUGCUUUUGGAGACGAACCCGAUUUACAAAAUGAUCCCAGUUCUAAUUCAUAAUGGAAAACCAGUAUGUGAAUCGCUUAAUAUCAUUGAGUACAUUGAUGAGGCUUGGAAUCACAAACCUUCUCUUUUGCUCUCUGAUCCUUACAAGCGUUCUCAAGCGAGAUUUUGGGGUGAUUACAUUGACAAAAAUGUAUACAGCAUUGGAAAGAAGGUGUGGAUAGGAAAGGGUAAAGAACAAGAAGAGGGUAAAAAGAAGUUUAUAGAAUGCUUGAAGACUCUAGAACAAGAGCUUGGAGAUAAGCCAUAUUUUGGUGGAGAGGAGUUUGGGUAUGUUGAUGUGGCUCUUAUUCCCUUCACAAGUUGGUUUUACACUUAUGAGACCUAUGGGAAACUAAACAUAGAGGAAGAGUGUCCUAAGCUUGUGACUUGGGCCAAGAGGUGUAUGGAAAAGGAGAGUGUGGCAAAGUCACUCCCUCACCCUCACAAAAUCUAUGAUUUUGCAAAGCAAUAUAAACAGAGACAUGGACUUGAAUAAAGAUUGUUGCGGAUUGCAUAGAAUAAAAGAUUGAAGUGGUAUAUUACAAAAUAUGAUUUUAAUGUUCGUGUUUGUAAAAUAAGUUUGUUGUCAACUAAAAGAUGAAGUAAUUUGUUAUUGGUUGACAAUAUUAAAAUUAGUUACAUUUAUAAUACUUCAAAACUAAUCUUAUAUACAUUCAUACACCUCAUCAACUACUUGAGAGAGAAAGAAAUAAAGAUGAUGAUGUGAUAUGGUGAUGAUGUGAUAGGAAGAGAGAUAUAGAAGAAAAAUGAAAUAUUGAAAGAGUGUUUGAAAAUUAUAAGUGUUUAUGUAUGAGUGUUGUAUGUGAUAUAUGUUUCUAUGUAUGUCAUUUGUAAAAGUAUGGUAAUAUGUAAUUGAAUUUUUCCCCCUUAAAAUGUGUAUGAAUCCUUUACUUUAUGUUUAUAAUGAAUGAAUGCAAGGAAA
Cicer arietinum (chickpea) is the source of this 1224-nucleotide messenger RNA. Its product is annotated as probable glutathione S-transferase parA. Lineage: Eukaryota; Viridiplantae; Streptophyta; Magnoliopsida; Fabales; Fabaceae. Gene Ontology annotation, molecular function: glutathione transferase activity. The record is from RefSeq and is a predicted model, not a curated record. Gene Ontology annotation, cellular component: cytoplasm. Gene Ontology annotation, biological process: glutathione metabolic process.